UGCAUGGCACAUGGGGUUGCGUAUCAUCCGGCAUACUCUGCCGGAGUAUCAAAGUUUUUCUAGAAUCAUAAAAACUGCAUAAACGGCUUGUUCUAAUCUGUCUGCGUGAAAGCGCCUCUUCAAAUCAAAUCCCAACGAAGCAGCGACUAUGAUAAGAUUCAUUUCACUCUCCUCCAAAUCCAACCGUUCAAAAAAUCUCAGCUCAAAGAUCUUCUGUCUACACCCCCACCUUUCAUCUACGUCUUUCGUCAAUCCCACCCCUCUUAGAAAUUCCACCAAUCAAGGCAUUUCCCAACGAAUCCAACUCCGUUUCCUUCUACCAAUAUCUCCAAUCCGGUUCUUUCCGUCUGAGUCUUCUACAGAACCCCCAAAUUUCGGAAAUCCAAUUCAAAAUCGACAUGUGGUUUCUCCAAAACCCGCCAAUUUCGAAAAAUUGAUCCAAGAUCGAAAUGGGUUUUAUUGUAAAUGCGCAGAGUUUAAGGAUUCAAUCAGAAAUCGAAGUCGGUUUUCUCCAAAAUGCACUGAUUUCGGAAGUUCAAUCCGAAAUGGAAAUGGGUUUUCUCUAAAACUCCCCGGUUUCAGAAAUUUGGUCAGAAACAGAAAUGGGAUUUCUUUAGUUACUGGUUCCGUUGGAGAGUCAAGAAGUUUCUGCAGUGAAACCGGUCGAGAGUCUUUAAGUUAUGAUAUCGUCAUUGUUGGAGCAGGGCCCGCUGGGUUAUCAGCGGCGAUACGAUUGAAGCAGAUAUGCCAAGAAAAGAAUGUUGAUUUAUCAGUUUGUGUUGUCGAGAAAGGCGCUGAAGUGGGUGCUCAUAUCAUUUCAGGGAAUGUUUUUGAGCCUCGGGCCUUGGAUGAACUACUCCCACAAUGGAGAGAGGACGGAGCCCCAAUUGAAGUGCCUGUCUCAUCUGAUAAGUUUUGGUUACUUACAAAGGAUCGGGCAUUUUCACUUCCAUCCCCAUUCGAUAAUAAAGGAAACUAUGUGAUAAGUUUGAGUCAGUUAGCACGUUGGAUGGGAACAAAAGCUGAAGAACUGGGUGUAGAGAUAUACCCGGGCUUUGCUGCUAGUGAGAUUUUAUAUGAUGCAAACCGCAAGGUGGUUGGGAUUGGAACUAAUGAUAUGGGUGUUGCUAAAGAUGGUUCGAAAAGAGAAACAUUUCAGCGUGGUGUGGAACUGAAAGGGCGAAUUACACUUCUUGCUGAAGGAUGCAGAGGUUCAUUAUCUGAGAAAAUAAUCAAAGACCACAAACUGCGAGAGAAGGGGCAUGCACAACAUCAAACAUAUGCUUUGGGUAUCAAAGAGGUGUGGGAAAUUGAUGAAAGAAAGCACAAACCUGGCUUCGUGCUUCACACAUUGGGUUGGCCAUUGGACAGCAAGACAUAUGGGGGAUCCUUUCUUUACCACAUGAAAGAUAGGCAGGUGUCCAUUGGCCUGGUGGUUGCCUUGAAUUAUCACAACCCCUACUUGAGUCCAUAUGAUGAGUUCCAGAAACUGAAGCAUCACCCUGCCAUCAAACCAUUGCUGGAAGAUGGAACUGUUCUCCAGUAUGGAGCUCGCUCCUUAAAUGAAGGUGGUUUCCAGUCGAUUCCAAAUCCGGUCUUCCCCGGAGGAGCGAUUAUCGGAUGCUCUGCUGGCUUCUUGAAUGUACCGAAAAUAAAAGGAACACACACUGCCAUGAAAUCAGGGAUGCUUGCUGCGGAAGCAGCAUUUAAUGCAUUGCAAGAUGGAACUGAUAUGGAUGCAUAUUGGGACAAUCUAAAAAGAUCGUGGAUUUGGGAAGAGCUUCAUAAAGCUCGGAAUUACCGCCCUGCGUUUGAGCAUGGGCUGCUUCCCGGUUUGGCUUUUUCUGCAUUGGAACACUACGUUUUCAGAGGAAGUUUACCACUGACACUGAAGCACAGAAAACCCGAUCAUGAAGCCACAGAUGUUGCAAGCGUUCAUAGUCCAAUUCAGUACCCAAAGCCAGAUGGGUUGGUGUCCUUUGAUGUGCCAACCUCUCUAUACAGGAGCAACACAAAUCACGAACACGAUCAACCCACUCAUCUUCGUCUGAAGGACCCCAUGAUUCCUGAACUUGUAAACCUGCCACAAUAUGCCGGGCCUGAAUCAAGAUACUGUCCUGCCCGUGUAUAUGAGUAUGUCCCUGAUGAGAAAGGACACCCAAAACUUCACAUCAAUGCUCAGAACUGUCUCCAUUGCAAGGCUUGCGACAUCAAGGACCCCAAACAGAACAUUGAGUGGACAGUACCCGAAGGAGGCGGCGGUCCGGGAUAUUCAGUCAUGUAGAUUCUCCUUUUCCUCUCUUGCUGCAAAUAAUCUCCCUCUCUCUCUCUCUCUCUCUCUCUCUCUCCCACACACAUCAAUGCCUUUCUUAAAAAACUGUACAUGUGGGACGUUGGAGUUUAAAAUUUUCAAAUCAAAUGCAGCAGAAAUGACCCUGGAGUAGCUUAGAUUUUCUUUCAAAGUGUACAAGCCAUUACUAUGGUGAGAAUAAUAUGGAUGGUCGAUGCAUCAAAAUCCCCAUGAUUGAAUAAUACUGACCAUCAAAUUCUCCGGUGUUUUAUCUAAUUGAAUGUGGACUGUUGAUGUCCUUUCUUUAAA
Magnolia sinica is the source of this 2599-nucleotide messenger RNA. Its product is annotated as electron transfer flavoprotein-ubiquinone oxidoreductase, mitochondrial. Lineage: Eukaryota; Viridiplantae; Streptophyta; Magnoliopsida; Magnoliales; Magnoliaceae. Gene Ontology annotation, biological process: electron transport chain. Gene Ontology annotation, molecular function: iron-sulfur cluster binding; electron-transferring-flavoprotein dehydrogenase activity. The transcript is spliced from 18 exons. The record is from RefSeq and is a predicted model, not a curated record. Gene Ontology annotation, cellular component: mitochondrial inner membrane. Bases 149 to 2284 code for a protein of 711 amino acids.